CCCAGCAGCAGCCUCUGUAGCCUCAACACAGCAGCCCGUCUAUGGGACACUGAGGACUUCAUCUGGACGCAGAGCGCGCACUGGUUUAUACCCCCCAUCUGUGUAUAUUUUAUCGGUUUGAUUAUUGUUCUUGUUAUCAUUAUUAUUAUUUAAUUUUCGCCCAGAGGAACUUUUUUGGAUCGUCUUUUCAUUCAGAAACUUUCACCUAUGGUUCGCGAAUAUGGGGUCAAGUUGUGGUUUCUCUCGGGGAAACAUCGUUGCGCUGUUUCUGCUGCUGCUGCUGGAAGGAGCGACGUGUCUGUACUUCCCUCAGAAGGAGUACAUUGAGACUGUAUAUGUUGGCCAGCAGGCCGGGACGCCCAUUCUCCAGGUCCACGCCAUGCGGGACGAUAAAACUGAGAAGCCACACUUCUACCUGUGCCCAACAAAGACUGCCACGCCUCCACACUACAGCUCCUGGUUCUACAUGAACAUCAACACCGGGACACUAUUCUUGAACAAAACCCUGGAGGAGAGCGACUUUGCCCAGCUAUAUCAAAGGUCGUGGUCUGUGAGAAAGUUAUUCCUGAAUGCCAUGGUGCGAUCUGAAUUCACCAACAAGCCCUUUUGCCCCACGCGGAAACCUGUGCAGAUCAACUUGGACUUUGUCAAUGCCACAUUGCCUCAGUGUGCUCAGACAGAUACGAAGGAACUCUGCUUCCCACACAGAGAUACGUCCAACCCACACAUCAUGGAAAACAGGUUCCCAGGAGCCCUGCGGCAGCUACAGCGUCUCACCAGACUCGAUGUCUGCCCCAACUACACCAUCUCUUACAGUGUGGAAUCAGACCCUCCGGGACCUUUUGCUGUAAACGACAACAAAGAGCUGGUGGUAAACGCUCAGCUGGACCGUGAGGAGAGCGAAUGCUACAGACUCCUGCUGGUUUGUAACGUCCAGUCAGAAACCACCAUCAUCAAGGUGGAAACGACGCUGAAUGUUUUUGUCAAUGAUGAGGAUGAUAACGCGCCAUAUGUGAACGGAACAGACUCGGCAGACAUAGUCAUCAGCUAUAAUCGGAUGAAGGGUGGAAUUUUUGGCUCCUUGUAUGUUUUUGACAGAGAUCUAACCCCGAUCUUAGACGAAAACCACAAUAAGUAUGUGGGGACUUGGCUCAACACUGACCCAUGGGUAAAGGAAACAUUUGACAUAAAAAACUCCUUCACUGAAAAAAAAGCCAAAGGCAUUCGAGAGACUGUGCACAACUACCAGCUGGUUCUGCAGAGGAACCUGCACGUGACAGAGAAUCGCACCCUGCAACUCGACUACCUGGUCAAUGACACCACCUAUCCCGGUCUAGAGGGAACAGUGUUGCUGCACUUCAAUGUCACCAUCUUACCCGUCCAAAUCCACUUCCCCAACGUCACACAUAUAUUCACAGUCUCACGCAGAGCUUCUCCUUAUGCACAGGUUGGCAAAAUCUGUGUGGAAAACUGCCAGCAGUUCGAUGGCUUCAGUGUCAUAUACCGACUUGAGGUGCCCGAUAAGAACAUGUCUGCUGACUCACAGGCCUGCUACACAGCCAUAAGCAUCACCCAAUCCCCAGACAGGAAGUGGGGACAUCUGUAUGUGAAUGACUCUGAGGCACUGCGCAAACCCGAGUGCCAGGACUUGCAGUACCUUGUUGUUGCUCAGGAGGGAAACGAACAGCUGGAGGCGAGCACUCAGAUCCACAUCAAAAUAGAUGGCGCAGCAAUCAAAGCUGGUCAGAAGAGCCAGCAGGUCCUGUCCUGUGCAGAGAACAGGCAGCGAACAGAUUGUGAGUCUACCCGAGGCCUGGGGGCAACAACCGGCAGAUGCCAGUGGAGGCAGGGCACUGAGAAAGGAAUAACUGAAAAUUAUUCAACAUGCUCCCCUGACCUGCAGACAUGCCCAGAUAGUGUUUGUGAUGCAGUGGAAAGUAAAGAUCCUUCAAUCUGCCCGCAAGACUGCACAAAGGAGCCUGUUAUUGGAGGCCAUGAACGAGGCUUGAGUGGGAUUAAGGCCUGCUAUGGAACCUGCUACUGCUUCACAGAAAGAUGCUUCUGUGAGAAGGAUGACAUUGAGCAGACGCUAUGUGAUGAAAUGUGUAAGACCGUCAUUGCCACAGCUCUUCUCCUCUCCUUCAUCGUGUCCAUCCUCCUGUCCUCAUACUUCAUCCGCCGAUACCACAAGAACUCGCCAAAGCCCCCGAUAGCAUCUGCUGAGAUGACUUUCCGUCGGCCAGCUCAAGCCUAUCCCAUUAGCUUCCCUGCCAACAAUGUCCGCCGGGGCUCGCAGGAAUCAAUUGAGACCGAAACCUUUAAAAUACCUGAGGAUCCAAAGUGGGAGUUUCCUCGUAAAAACCUUGUGCUUGGCAAGACGCUGGGAGAAGGAGAGUUUGGGAAAGUUGUCAAGGCAACAGCAUUCAGGCUGAAAGGAAAAGCUGGAUACACCACUGUGGCUGUGAAAAUGCUUAAAGAAAACGCCUCGCACAGCGAGCUGCGUGACCUGCUGUCAGAAUUCACUCUGCUGAAGCAAGUCAACCACCCGCACGUCAUAAAGAUGUACGGAGCUUGCAGCCAGGAUGGUCCAUUGUAUCUCAUCGUCGAGUAUGCCAAGUAUGGGUCACUCCGUAAUUUCCUUCGUGAGAGUCGGAAAGUUGGCCCGAGCUAUAUGGGCAGGGAUGCCAACCGAAACUCAAGCUACCUGGAGAACCCAGACGACAGGGCUCUCACCAUGGGUGACCUGAUCUCCUUUGCCUGGCAGAUUUCCAGAGGCAUGCAGUACCUGGCAGAAAUGAAGCUUGUCCACAGGGACCUUGCAGCACGAAAUGUCCUUGUUGCUGAAGGGCGGAAGAUGAAGAUCUCUGACUUUGGCCUGUCCAGAGACGUGUAUGAAGAGGACUCAUAUGUUAAAAGAAGCAAGGGCCGUAUACCGGUUAAGUGGAUGGCAAUAGAGUCUUUGUUUGACCACAUUUACACAACACAAAGUGACGUCUGGUCCUUUGGUGUGCUGCUGUGGGAGAUUGUCACUCUGGGAGGAAAUCCAUACCCAGGUAUCGCUCCCGAGCGCCUAUUUAACCUCCUCAAGACUGGCUACAGGAUGGAGAGACCAGAGAACUGCACGGAGGAAAUGUAUAACCUCAUGCUCCGAUGCUGGAAGCAAGAACCGGACAAGAGGCAGACGUUUGCAGACAUCAGCAAAGAACUGGAGAAGAUGAUGGUGAAAAGUCGGGAUUACCUGGAUCUGGCGGCGUCCACUCCAGCCGAUGCCCUGCUGUACGACGACGCCCUCUCUGAAGAGGACACACCACUAGUGGACUGUAAUAACGCCCCUCUCCCUCGAACCCUCCCCUCCACAUGGAUUGAAAACAAGCUCUAUGGUAGAAUCUCCCAUGCAUUUACUCGAUUUUAGAAACAGGACACACUACACAAGCUCUCUUUUUUGGCAAGUUGUGAUUGGCUUUUUUUUUUUUUCCCGUAGUCAAGUGUGUGUGACUGUGAUCUAGGCAUGCCUUUCGCUAAUGCUGACAUAGCUCCCAUUUCAUCGUAAAUGAGAGGCUCAGCUUAAAAAAAAAAAAAAAAAAAAAAAAAAAAAGCUCCUGUGUCUUGACUUUUUCUUUGUUUUAUUCGGACCUGCUUCUAAUGUACACAAGCACUGACCAAAAAUUGCUAUAUUUGUAAAUAUUGAAUAUAAAUCCCCUUCAUUCUUAUUUAUAAUCCACUCCUCAUACUCAUGCUUCAUCUGCAUUUUUAAUUUGUAAAUAGUUUUGUUUGUUUCCCCCCAUUCAUUUCCACAUUGUCCUCAUCUCGUCAUUUAUUUGCACUGGAGGAAACGGUGUGUAACAUUUGAAACAGGUCCUCACUGAUUCAAUCACUCAUUGUGGUUUGAAUUCCAGAUUGUGAUAAAUUUCCCGUCUUUCUAAUGUACAUUAGCUCUUAAUCCAUUAUGAUGAACAGAGAAACAGUAAGGCUUUUGAAUGCAACUCUCAGUUGACACUGAUUACAAGUAGACACCAUGUUGCUUAUUGCCCCAAGCGAAAUGUAGGGGCAAUAGUAACAAUGCAGGCUUAAUAAAUGACAAAAAAAAGGAAAAUAAUAAAUUAUAUUAUCAUUUAUUCUGUGUCGCAUAUACAAUACAAAGCCAUAACUUUACACUUCUCAGAAUCAGAUCAGGAUUUGUUUUGGAGAGUUUUGUUUGAGAACCUUACUGUCUGCACGCUGUUUUUCUUUCACUGAGUGCAGAAAAAUGAUGUGUUCUCGUUUUUAGGCAUGUCAUACCCCAACUGGCCCGAGACGAGCCCGGUACUGCUCAACAGACAUGAUGCCACUAAUCCGGUCUUUACAAGAUAUGCCAAUGAUAGUGUUUAUGCAAACUGGAUGGCUUUGCCUUCACCCGCAAAAGCUGUG
Messenger RNA from Neolamprologus brichardi, 4407 nucleotides. The record is from RefSeq and is a predicted model, not a curated record. NCBI's taxonomy places the organism in Eukaryota, Metazoa, Chordata, Actinopteri, Cichliformes, Cichlidae.